Messenger RNA from Thermochaetoides thermophila DSM 1495, 936 nucleotides. RefSeq lists its product as uncharacterized. The coding region runs from base 1 to 936 and encodes 311 amino acids. The record is from RefSeq and is a predicted model, not a curated record. Lineage: Eukaryota; Fungi; Ascomycota; Sordariomycetes; Sordariales; Chaetomiaceae. The transcript is spliced from 2 exons.
AUGUCGUUAGAAACUUGGUAUCUCCCACUUCGUCUCCUGGCCCUGCGAAUGACUGCGGCGGCGCUGUGCUCGGAUCUGCUUCCCCCAGACGUGGCCGGAGCCAUCCCGUCCAGAUCGGCACUGGACCUCGUCCAGUCGCUCGUCCAUGAUGCGGAGACCAUGGCAAGACAAGGCUACUACGGGUUCCUCGUCACCCUAGACGUCGACUCGGCCUAUCCCUCGGUUCACUCAUCAAUCCUCGGCGAAGUCCUGGCAGACCAAGGCUGGCCACGCUGGCUGGUCAACCAGCUGUGUACCAAAGCCCGAGGGCUCGACCUCAGGGUCAAUCCGAACAAGACAGAGGUCUUCUACGUCCCUUCCCCCCCUCCCCCCAGGGGCACCGGAGCGACUCGUGGCAGGACCGACCCCACAACGAUCUCGACCCAGGUGGAGAGGACGUCCUUCCUCCCUGGUAAGUCCAUCAAGUGGCUUGGAGUCUCCCUGGAACUCAAGCUAAGCCCGGCGAUCCAAGCAGCCGCGAGGGCGGCGGCGACAGCAUCGGUGGUGAGGCUGGUCAAGCGCUUAUCCAUCACGAGGCUCAGGGGCUUUCCCCCCUCGGCCGAUUCCAAGAUCAUUGACGCUGUCGUCACCCCUUCCCUCCUGUAUGGCAUGGUACAACUCGAUACCGGCCCGACUAGGGCCGCGGUUAACGGCCGCUUAGUCCCAUUAGACUUACGCCGGUGUGCCCGUCCCUCACCAAGAUCGCGAAUGCGGCGCCCGGAAGUGAUCUCCCAGGUGUGGCUGACGGUCCCGACCACGUGGCUCUGGUGGCUAGCUGGGCUCUACCCAGAGUACCUGCUGGACAAAGAGCAAGCAAGGUGGAGAGCUCGCGCAGAGGUGCUGCCGGCCAACCACUUUCUGUGGAUCAGGCUUGCCCGACCCCCUUUCCGGGACUAG